This is a messenger RNA of Bactrocera tryoni, 3726 nucleotides long. RefSeq names its product protein rhomboid. Gene Ontology annotation, cellular component: membrane. The coding region runs from base 1502 to 2809 and encodes 435 amino acids. The transcript has 4 exons. Gene Ontology annotation, molecular function: serine-type endopeptidase activity. The record is from RefSeq and is a predicted model, not a curated record. NCBI's taxonomy places the organism in Eukaryota, Metazoa, Arthropoda, Insecta, Diptera, Tephritidae.
GGCCGGCCGCAUGAAAUUCACAAACAGUUGCGUGCGGAACGCGAGCGAGUCUAUAGUGGUUCUCUGAAAACGGAUUGCUUACGGUGGUGGAGUGUAGUAGCCAAAGCAAUAUCUGACAAGCAAAAGCGGAUAUUGGCGAACGAAAUUUCAAUCAUAAAAAUAAUUAAAAUAAAUUUCACAAAAUUGAGCAACUUAAUUGAAGAAAAAGCAUAAACAAAACAGUUCGGCAGCAGCACUCGGUGGCCUCUAGUGGCAACAACAAACACAGCGUGAACGAAGUGAAUUGCUCAGCGAGGAAUAUGAAAAGAAUUAAAUAAAAAUAAAAAUAAAUUUGGGAAAUAAUUCACUCAAGCGCACAACAACAACAUUUAUUCAACGAUUUCCCUUUCAAUACGCCUACGAAAUUAAUUGAAAAAAAAAAAAUAAAAAAACAACAACAACAACUAUAAAUAAAAUAGCAAAUCUCAAGCAAAGAAAAAUAUCAAAUCACAAUUGAAAAUAACCGAAAAAAGGCAAUGACAAAGCCGCAUGCAUAAAUUAUAGCAAACGUUUAUUGUGUCUCUAUGUAUAUAUGUAUGUGUGUGUGAGCAAAUAAAAAUUUCAACUAAAAGUGCAAAUAAACUAACUGUACAUUUAGCAAAGGCAGCGAAGGCAGAAUUUAUCAUCGCUCAAGCAAAUUAAAGCCAGCUAAUUCACAGCAACAACAACAACAAAAGUUAUAGUAGCCAUUUAAUAAGGCACAACAACAAUAAAAACACGCGCAUACAUAUUUAAUAAAAUUAAGUGAACGCUUUUUUGUUGUUGCAUUUUGCAUUUGUGAGCAAAGUGGUGGUGCGCACUAAAGUGAUUGCCUAGUGACAACAACAACAACAGCAAAAACAAAAACAACGUGGUCAAAAGGACUUGUGCAGUGUGUGACAACAAAAGUGCAACAACAAUAACGAAAUUGCAACAAAGCGACAAAUACAGCAAGAGGCGUGCAUUAACGGUAAAACAAAGGCAACGCGAAAGUGAAAAGGCAAAAUAAACACAAGUUGUGAGCCGGCGGCGUUAAAUGAGCGUGUGAAUGAAAAGUUGUUGUAAAAACAACGAAAAAGCACACAAUUUGGAUUACGAUCACAACAACAACAGGCAGACAUAUGAAUUGUUGCAGCAACAAAUUUAACACAACACAAAGAUGCAAGCGCCGCGCGGAUUAACGUCUGGCAGAUAAACAAAGGCGCGCGAGCCGAGAAGACAACACUGGAAAAGUGGAGCACGCCAGUUCAACGCUGGCGCCAACAACACACGUGAAAAAUUGUGAUAAACAAACAUUUACAGUUUUUCGCUUUCAACACUUGCAGCACAACGCGAAAGUUAAGCCAAAAGACUAUAAGCAACAACAACAACUAGCAUAGCAAACCCACACACGCACACACACGGUGGGAGCUAAGCUGGUAAUACAUAAAAACAAAAACAAAAAUACCAAAAGCGAAAAUAACAACCGUUGCGGCAAAAAAACAUGGAGCAAUUUGCGGCACAAAUAAGGCAACAGCAAGCAGAACAGCAACAACAACAACAGCAAUCCAGCGCAGCACUCGCUGCGGUCGAACAGCACGAACUGCAACAACAGCACAGCACCAUUGUUGUUGUCGACGAGGACAACGACGAAUUGCCCGCCAUUGAAGCGACCAUCAUUGACAUUCCAAUGCCGGCAGCGCCAGCGCACUCCUGCCCCGCGGACACGGCGCCCGCGCCAGCGCCAUCAGCCGCGCUCUCGUCAUCGUCGUUGUCGUCAUCGUCUUCAUCCUCCUAUGACACGGACAGCAGCACGACGAGCAGCACUUGCUGUGCGCGACACGGCGAACACAUCUACAUGGAGAAGGCGCAACAACAACAACAACAGCAAAAAUCGCAGCAACAACAGCAGCAGGAGCAACACCAGCAGAAGGCGAAAUACGCUUGCAACGCGGAUGCGGAAGUGAGCUAUUUGAAGAGCGAGUACCGGCUGCACUGGCCGUUCUUCAUGCUGGCGAUCUCCAUCAUUGAGUUCGCAAUUUUCGCGUACGACUCCGCCACAGUACCGGGCACGGAGGCCACACGCGAACUCAUUCCACACAUGCCCAUCGCCUCCGACUCGGUAUUCAUCUACCGGCCCGAUCGCCGUCUGCAGGUGUGGCGCUUCCUCUCCUACAUGUUCCUGCACGCCAACUGGUUCCACCUCGGUUUCAACGUCGUCAUCCAACUCUUCUACGGCAUACCGCUGGAAGUGAUGCACGGCUCGGCGCGCAUCGGCAUCAUUUACUGUGCAGGCGUGUUCGCCGGCUCGUUGGGCACGAGCGUCGUCGACUCCGAGGUGUACUUGGUGGGCGCCAGCGGUGGCGUAUACGCAAUGCUCGCCGCACACUUGGCCAACAUAACGCUCAACUACAGACAGAUGCGCUACGCGGUGGCGCAGUUGCUGUCGGUGCUGAUAUUUGUAUCUUGCGAUCUGGGAUAUGCAUUGUAUUCACAAUAUCUAGACGACGAGGGUGUGACCAAGCCCACGCCGCUUGAGCACACCUGGCCGAACAUCGAUCCGCCGCCAGUGUCGUAUGUGGCACACAUGACCGGCGCGUUGGCGGGCUUCACCAUCGGUCUGCUGGUGCUGAAGAAUUUCGAGCAUCGCGCCUAUGAGAAUCUCAUCUGGUGGCUGGCGCUGGGCGUCUACAGCGCCUUCACCGUCUUCGCCAUUGUCUUCAACCUGAUCAACACGAUGACCGGGCAGCUGGUGGAGGAGCGCAGCGAAGUUGUGGCACAGCAGUUGUUGUACGAUUUGGGUGUGUCGUAAAAAGUCUGUUUGCGUCGAACAGUUAAGUGAGAGAAUUUAUGCGAAAACAAUAUAAAUGCGUGCAAAUUUGAGCACGGAGUGGCAACUCUAAGGCUCCAUAAAGCCGCUGCUGGUGCGAAGUGAGCCUUGAAGCGCACAAUAAAGUUGAAAUUGGCGCGUAUUUAGCGCCACCAGGAAGUGUUCGUUGUAAAAAUAUGAAUGCAAAAAUUUUCGAAAAAUAUCGGCUUAACUUGCACACUCACUCAGCUCAAUUUCACGCAUUUCUGUUAGCCACAUUUAUUUAUUUGUUACUAUUUAACUAUAUUUUUUCGUCGUUGCUGUUCUUGUUUAAUUUAUUUUUUCAAUUUAUUUAAAUAUCUUUUGCAUGGAACGCAAAUAAAACCCCAAAUCGUAUGAACAAAUGUUGUGAUAAUACCAAAGACUGAAUUAAUUUUGAAAAUAAAAAAAGAUAAACACACACACACAAACAUUGUGUGGCCACUCCCACACACACACGCACACACAAAAGCGCGUGUAAUUCAAGAACGCUUGAACGAAAAUUAAUUGUAACAUUAAGCAGUGUAAAAAACAUUUAUUUAUUUAAUUUAAAUUUAUAUUACGUAAUUAUAUUGUAAGCAUCAAUGCACAAUCGGGUCACACAACCAAAUAGUAGAAAUGCGGUUAGAACGCAUUCUUUGUUGUCUGUACAUACUAAACGCCGAAAAGGUUAGAUAAGUCCUCGUUACCCCCCGCAAAACACACACACACAAAUACAUACAUAUGUAAGUGAAUGCGAAGCUGUCGCAUUUUCACAAACUAACGCACUAGUCAACCAAAACGAAAUAAUAAAUAGCAAAUAAAAGCGAAAAUGUAGGCAGCAAGGGAGAGCGGAAGCUAGGAAGUUGUAAACGAGCGCAAGGACAAGUGAAAAAUUCGUU